Messenger RNA from Raphanus sativus (radish), 429 nucleotides. Its product is annotated as small acidic protein 1. The coding region runs from base 63 to 251 and encodes 62 amino acids. Lineage: Eukaryota; Viridiplantae; Streptophyta; Magnoliopsida; Brassicales; Brassicaceae. The record is from RefSeq and is a predicted model, not a curated record. The transcript has a single exon.
CCUAGAAGAUCGUUACAGGAGAGAGAGAGAAGAGAAGAGACGAGAAAAAGAGGAGAAGAUAGAUGAGGCCGAUGCAACUGGAUAUGUUGGCGGAGAUGGAGGAUGCAGGUUCUUCGAUGGCCAUGGACGUAGAUGACAUCGAAGCCAUGGAGAUGCUGAGUGAAGGAGGACUUAUCGCUGAGAACAAGCUCGCCGACGCCGAUUUCUUCAACAAGUUCGACGAUGAUUUCGACGACACCGAUAUCAACUGAUCUUCUUUAGUUCUCUAAGGUUUCAGAUUUCCCCUUGUUGCGGUUGAGUUUUAUGUAAUUUUCUGGAAUAAUCUAUAAAACCCGUUAAUUAGGGAUUCUGUGUUUGGGAAUCGAAGUAUGUGUUCAUAAGUAUGACUUUGCGAUUUGGUUUUAUGGGGUUUUGAUUGCUUAUCCGAUU